AUGUCGUUUUGGCCAUUCAGCAAUUCCUCGCUGAACAACAAUACGUUGCUGAAGUUUUUGGAUUCGAUCCAUGAUCUUUCGUCCGUGACUGUUGAUGAUAUUGUCAAGGAUCCAACCUUAGUUCAGGAGUUACUCAAUGAAUUGCACAGUGUAAAGGGAAAUAUCAACAAGGGUGCUAGUUUUCUAUUUUCGCAGUCUAACCCCGAUCCUUCAGCAAUGUCAGACUCAGCAUCAUUGAAUUCACAGAAUAACGACAAUAAUAAUAAUGGUGGAUCCAACAAAGAGGCAAAGGGGAUUAAAUUAAUUGAACUUUUAAUACAGCCUCAUAUUUUAUCAGAACUAAUUGAGAUUCUAGAGAAGAGUGUUGAGUUUUUUUACCAACAAGGGGUAAAGGAAGAGGAGAAUAUCAAAAAGGCAUUAGAGGAGAAUAAACCAGCAACAGAUAUGGAAGAGGUGGACGAAAUAGAUGAAGCAAAAUGUGAAAACAAGGAUGAAGCAUUUCGCAGAUCAAUUCAGGCUGCAGCUGACAUCCUUUCAUUUGAUAUUUGGAUCAUCCCAAGUAGAAUAAUUGAGACACCGAAUCUCAUCAACAAGCUAUGGCUGAUAAUAAAAUUGGAACAUUUACAGGAAAACUACCCCAGUGUAUCCUAUCUUGUGCAUAUUUUGGACCAGUUGUUGGAGUUUAACAGCAUCGAACUUUUGAAUUUUGUGAGACGUCAAGGUGAUCUUGUCGAUACAUUCUUGUCCAAGAUUGAAGUGCCAGCAAUUAUGGACUACUUUUUCCGAAUAAUUCAAACCGACAAAGCAGAUUCACCGACGGGUAUUCUUGACACAAUUGCGCUGCAAGAUUUAAUCCCGAAGCUAGUCGAUAUUUUGAAACCUCAGCCCGUACAGUUUGAGGACACCCCCUACAUUCCUGAUCAUCAAUUAUAUUUUCGCCAAAGUUCUGCAACAGACUUUUUAAAAGCUUUGAUUACAAUUUCAUCCAAUGCUGCUUUGGCAGUUGUAAUGGAGACAAAUAUAGGACCCAAUCAGCUAACGCGGCAGUUGGUGUCACCAGAAGUGAUUAACACCAUCACACACGAUAUCAUGUUGAAAAAAGUACAGGGUAAAGAUGGCAAAGUUCAAACCAACAAACACGGAAUCAACAAUUGUGUCAGUAUAGUUAUCGAGCUUAUUAGGAAAAAUAACUCCGACUAUGAUUUAAACUGCGGCUCGUAUAGCUCAAUGCUUCAAAAUGGCGACGGUGGUCCUGGCGAAAUGAACUCCUACGUUAUGUUUCAAUGGCUUAGAGAUUUUGAGCAAAACCCUCCUGGCCCUAGAGAUCCCCUUUACUUGGGAGACAUGUUGGAGAUUUUCUCUGACAACUUGCAUAAGUUUGAGGAGUUGCUAGAGAUAGAACCAAUACCUCCCAUAGGGGUGAAGUCAGACAUUUUGGGUUUUACAAGGUUUAAAAUAUCCGAACUUAUUGCCGAGCUUCUUCAUUGCUCCAAUAUGACUUUAUUAAAUUCUAAAAAAAUUAGAAAAAUUAUUAACAUAAGAGAUCAUAUUCGAUUGCAACAAACAAAGCGUUUGAAAAAGGCUUUGAACGAAAGGAUUGCAUUUGUGGAAACUCCAAAUAUCCAAGAUGUCACGUCUGGUUUAGAUGACGUAUCAUUGGAUGAUGUUCAAUUUGCCGAUGAUGAUAAGCAUGAUUAUUCCAACUUAAUUAAAAAUAUAGAGUCAAUCGAAGAUUCAGAAGACGAAGAACCUUCCAUUUCACCUGAGAAUCCCUUUGUUUGUGAAGAAAGAAAUAAUGCAAUCAGGCUGGAUCCUUGUGUCGGGGACUUUUUCAAAAUCAAACUUAUUGAUCUGAAAAUGUUGGUGAGUAUUGUUAGCAAGUUCACUAGAUAUGAAUGGAACAACUUUUUCCAUAAUGUGGUGUUUGACUUGGUGCAACAGAUAUUCAAUGGGAAACUCAACUCGUACAAUUCAUUUUUAAUAGUGGAGCUAUUUAAAAAAGAUCAAUGUGAUUUGACGAAUCUCAUUGUUGGAGCCUAUGAAAAUGAAGUUGAACCUCGACCGGGUUAUAUGGGACAUUUGAUACUUAUUGGGGAAGAAAUUGUCAAAUUCACCUCAUUGUACAAGCCUGAUCUUAUAUCGCACACGAUAGUUGAUGCCAUCCUGAGCAAGAAAUGGAAUUGGUUUGUUAAUGAUAUCUUGGCAAAGACAAGGGAGGUUUACAAUGUCGUCUUGGGGGCAGACGAAGGGGAUACCGAUGCGUUUGACAACUCAGAGGACUAUGUCGAAGAGCCCAAGAAGAUCAUUCUUGGCGACAGUUCCAACCAUGAAGAGUUUGUGCAUGAUGACGAGGAUGAAGAUAUGGAAGGUCCCAAAGUAGCUGAUGUUGAGGUGGGAAAAAUGACGCCGAGUGGAGAUAUACCUGAACAUGCUAUGGAUGAAGAUGAGGAUAUAGAGGAUCCAAUUGACGGUAAUGGCGUAGAUAACCUAUCGGGAAGCUCAUCGGAUGACGAUGAAGAUGAGGAAGAGGAAGGAGACCUGGGGAACGAAUUACGACGAAUGCCCAAAACUGAAUGA
Lodderomyces margitis is the source of this 2577-nucleotide messenger RNA. RefSeq lists its product as uncharacterized. Gene Ontology annotation, cellular component: cytosol; nucleus. Gene Ontology annotation, molecular function: protein phosphatase regulator activity; protein phosphatase binding. The transcript has a single exon. Bases 1 to 2577 code for a protein of 858 amino acids. The record is from RefSeq and is a predicted model, not a curated record. Lineage: Eukaryota; Fungi; Ascomycota; Pichiomycetes; Serinales; Debaryomycetaceae.